CGCUCGGCCGGCCGGGUGGCGGCGUGUCCCUGUCCCCGGCUGGACCUGAGUGCCGGCCUUCCCGCGCGGGGCGCCUGCUCUGCCCCUCCUCGGCACCAUGGAGAAGUACGCCGACCUGGGCCUGGAGGCCAGUAAGUUCAUCGAGGACCUGAACAUGUACGAGGCCUCCAAGGACGGGCUCUUCCGCGUGGACAGGGGUGCGGGCAACAACCCCGAGUUUGAGGAGACGCGCCGCGUAUUCGCCACCAAGAUGGCCAAGAUCCACCUCCAGCAGCAGCAGCUCCUGCAGGAGGACACGCUGCCCAGGGGCAGCAGAGGCCCUGUCAAUGGAGCCGGCCGCCUGGGCCCGCAGCCCCCCUGGGAGGCUGGAGUGGGCAGCAGGCUGGUGGGGGACGGCGCUGCUAAGCCCCCGCUCGCUGCCCCGGCAGUGGCACCUGGGGCAGCCACCACCCUCGCUGCCGGGCAGCUCAGCUACCCGCUGCAGGAGCCCAGGGCCAGGCCUUAUGGCCAGGGCACAAGGCAGGGCGGCCAGGACUGUGGCUCCCAGCUGUCCACCGCUCACCAGCCAGGCCCCUGUGAGGACCCUUCCUGCCUCACGCAUGGAGACUAUUACGACAACUUGUCCUUGCCAAGCCCAAAGUGGGACGACGCACCAGGAGUGUCCCCCGGCAUGGGCCUCAGUGUAGGGAGCGGAUGGCCUGGUCCCCCUGGGGGUGAGCCAAGGCCCAAGCCCUGUGAGAACCGUCCGCUGAACCAGCCGCAGCUGUCCUUGAGCUCCGGCAGGCCUUUCGAGAGUGGCCUUGGUGGCCAGGAUGGCAGUGCUGGUGGCCGCAGGAGUGAGAAGCCUGCAGGCCUUUGGUCUACUGCGUCCUCCCAGCGGGUGAGCCCUGGCCAGCCUUCUCUGAGCCUGGGGAAUGGGACCUCAGCCACAGGGCCCACCCCGCUUAGGCCCCUCUCUGUCCCAUCGCCCUCGGCCCUGAGCAACCCCAGCCAGGGCGCACUUCCAAGAGCAGAUCUGACGUCCACACCCACUGCGGACCCUCAGCCCUGGUUCCAGGAUGGGCCCAAAUCCCACCUUUCUGGCUCUGUGCCGUCAUCCUCGCUGGGUGGUGUGGACAGCUCACAGCUGGCUGCUGUCCCAGGGCUGGGGCCUAAGCCGAGCCUCGCCGACCUUAGCACUGGCCCCAAGCUCAGCCCCACCGGCCUUGUCCAGCCAGCGGUGUCUGCCCUGCCUGAGGUGGCUCGUAAAGAGGGCCCCCCGGGCUGGUCCCCUGAUGGCAGCCUGGUCACUGUGCUCCCAGAGAGCCCCAGCUCGCCCAAGGUGAGGCUACCCUGCCAGACCCUCGUCCCGGGCCCUGAGCUCGGCCCCUCGGCCGCCGAGUUAAAACUAGAAGCUCUCACCCAGCGUCUGGAGCAAGAGAUGGACGCCCACCCCAAGGCUGAUUACUUCGGAGCCUGCGUGAAAUGCAGCAAAGGUGUGUUUGGGGCUGGCCAGGCCUGCCAGGCCAUGGGGAACCUCUACCAUGACACCUGCUUCACCUGUGCGGCGUGCAGCCGGAAGCUGAGAGGAAAGGCCUUCUAUUUUGUCAACGGCAAAGUGUUUUGCGAGGAAGACUUCCUGUACUCCGGCUUCCAGCAGUCAGCCGACAGGUGCUCCCUCUGUGGGCAUCUCAUCAUGCACAUGAUCCUGCAGGCCCUGGGGAAAUCCUACCACCCCGGCUGUUUCCGCUGCGUCAUCUGCAACGAGUGCCUGGAUGGGGUGCCCUUCACCGUGGACUCGGAGAACAAGAUCUACUGUGUCCGGGAUUACCACAAGGUGCUGGCCCCCAAGUGUGCCGCCUGUGGGCUUCCCAUCCUUCCGCCAGAGGGCUCAGACGAGACGAUCCGCGUCGUGUCCAUGGACCGAGACUACCACGUGGAGUGCUACCACUGCGAGGACUGCGGUCUGGAGCUCAAUGACGAAGACGGUCACCGCUGCUACCCCCUGGAGGACCACCUCUUCUGCCAUGCCUGCCACGUGAAGAGGCUGGAGCAGGGCCCCCCCGCAGCCCUUCGCCAGCACCACUUCUAGCCAGAGCCGCCACGGGCCACGCACGCCCCGGAGCUCAGGGACAGCUCCGCUCUGACUCCUGCUGGCUCCUGGGUGGGCUUGCAGCAGAAGCGGGCAGGCGCCGGCUCCCGAGGGUAGUGUGGGCCUGCCUCUAGCCAGGGAGGCCUGCCGUGUGCUUCUCAGGUGCUUUUCCCGCUGCCCCCCCUCGUGAGGCUGCGCAGGAAAACCGGCAGCACACGUGUGACGCAGGACGGCAGGUCACAAGGGGCCCACUGCACAAACCCUCCUGCCCCUGGGAGUGGUUCCACGCAGAGGCAGAGGUUUACACUGAGCAUGUUUCAUAGCGUCCCCGAAGAGACAGCUCAGGCUGAGCUGGACAUUCAGCCCUUUCCCCUCGAGGAAAAUGCCUGCACACACAUGCGCACACACAGACACACACACAUGCACACACACACACACACGUGCGCGCCUUAAGGCUUCUUUCCACCCAGAGCUUCAGUUCUGUGGAGUGGCUGCCAACUCUAGCCGCAGUGCUGGGAGAAGGAAGCUCUGACGUGAGGAUUGUCAGCUGAGACGAGAUAAGAGGGCAGGCUCCUCCCUGCCCGUGCCGGGUCCUCCAGGCCUCUGCAGGCCCUCACUGUCCAAGAGGAGGCGGCCCUGGCCCUGGCCUUGGCCCAGAGCUGCGUGCCCAGGAAACCUGGCUUCGGGAGAGAACCUGGUGCAGGCGCCAGGGCUUCCCUGCCCCUCUGCGCUUACAGCCUUUCUCCAGAGAGUGAGGCCUGCAACUGGAGCUGCCACUGCAGGGCGGGUCUCAGGACCCUGCGUGGGGACAUCUCUGUGCCUGUUUUAGCCCAUUUAACAGUGGGCCUUCUCCAAGUCCUGUCCACUUACAGGGGAUUGCUUUUUGUAAGCAAGAAUUUGUGUGUGUGAGAGAUCUCGAGGCCAGCCUGGAGGAGGCGCCUCAGGCUAUGCUAUUGCAUUGAUUACAAAGGCUUCUCUCUUGCCCGAUUGUUGGCACAGGCUGAUGUUUGAAGAAACCGGUACAAGCUACACUGCUGUUGUCUGUGUGUUUGUUUUUUCUUAACCGUUUCCCUCCACUUCCAGUCUUCCACACACACAAAUACCUCACAGACAGAGCGUCACCAGAUCGUAGAGUAAGGGGAUCUGGCCAUCACGAUGGACCCAGGCAGCUUCGCUGACGUGCUGGGGAUUGUCGUCUCCAUGCAGCAGCCGGGCCCCAGCUAGCCAGAGCGCCAUCUCUGCUGAAGGUCAGCGGCAAGGCAGUGGGCCCGCUGAAAGUCUGGCGCUGUGGCCGUGUGCUUCAGCGAGCUGCUCCCGGGGGCAGGGCUCUGUGGGCACCACACACAGGCUGUUUCAGGGUCACCUCUGCAUUGACAAGGCACCGUCUGCAGGUUACACUCCCAAGCUGGAAGGCAGUACCCUUGGUAUCUCAGUUAGAGGGAGCUGCCAAACACUGGUAGAAAACAACGCUGUCCAUGCCCUGAGGGGGCCCGCAGCCUUGAUGCAGGAGGCCGGGCAUGGCCCUUGCACCUGCACCUUCCAGCUGGAGCCCAGGGCCCAGGCCGGGUGCGGAGGCCAGGCCUGGGCACAUGAAGACCGACUUGUCAUGGGCUGGCUCACUCCAGGCCCUGUGCGGACUGCCUUGCCUGUGGGCAGCACGGAACUGGAGCCCAGCUUGCCUUUGCCACGUGUUCGGACUUCCUCCAUCGCAGUCCUUUGUCAGGUGUCGUCACCCAUGCCAAGCGCCUUCCUCUGCUCCUGCGGGCGGCUGGGAAGCGACCCCUGAGAGUGGGCCCUCCGCCCAGGUCUCCAGUACAGCUCUGGCCAGCUGAGGUGUCUCAAUGUGGCCUUGCCAACCUGGACACAGGCCCUGCCCGCACACCUUGGCUGCUCCCUCGUCAGGCAAAGUGGAGGGCAUGAGCUGGGUGCGCCAGAAGAGCAGGGAUUUGUCUGCAAAGUGGGUAAUCAGUUAAGAAGAAAUCUGUGAUUGGUUUUUCAAUGAAGUUAUUAAAGUUGAUCGAGGUGAUUCCAAUAUCUUUGCAAAUGUGGCAUUUCCUGUCAUUGACAAAGAACAGCAAAGAGGUCCGCGUGGAUGUCUUUGAUUGUGUGUCCCUGGAGAGGACCCCAGGUAGGGAUCUGCAGUUCUAGAACGGUCAGUUCUGUUUCUCUCUGCCUCAGGCCCUGGCCCAAAAGCCAUAGAGAGACGUUCACCUGCCUGGUCUUUUCCAUGCUGUAUAAAUUAUUAGCUGGGAGGAACUGGAACAAGUAUUAAUGCGCUCCCAGGAGACAGCACCAGCUACACCAGGGUCAGCCGGUUUGUCAGAAACGUUCAAGCAAAUAGCCCUUCCUGAGCUGCCUGGUCACCUCUCAGAUUUCAGAUAAAACUAGGAAGAAUGUGGCCGGCCACUGGGCCCCAAGGCCAGCCUCCACCCUCCGCCCUUGCCUCCUGUGAUUUUUCCCCACCAUCUCCUGGUCUGUCUGUAUCUGUAUCUUUUUUUUUUUUUUUUGCUAUAGGGCAUGUGAGCUUAUGGGGGAGGGAGAAAGGGAGAAGGCCAUCCCACAGACCCUUCUCUGUUCUGGGGAAUUUGGGUGCGUAUGCUCAUGUGCUUAGCAUGUUUUUGAGCCACCCAGUCUGAGACUUGAACCGUGAAGUCAGCCAUGCGGGGUUCAGCCACCUUAUCCUCCAUGCCACCUGCUGGCCCGUGUGUGUCGUCCUCGUCCCCCCCACCCCCAUGACAUUCAGAAACCUGGGUGGUCUGAGAAAAACCAGUAACCCACUUUGAACUUUUCUCUCCCUCUCCCACCGCAUCUGUUGUUUGGUGCGGGGCUUUGUCCAUCUCACCGAGGGGCAGCUAGAGCUCCAGCCAGGGCCUGCGCAGGACGGCAGGACGGCCUUGCUGGUGCUCAGUGGCGCCAGCACAAGUAAAACCCUCCUCGGCUGGUCCUGGCGGCUGCGCGGCAGAGGCCUGGGUGGCCAGUGGGGUCGGUUACGAGUUCCGCACACUGUGAGCUGUCGGGGUCUGUGUCCGCGCCUCGAGUCACGCCAGUGCCGGUGCAAAUGGUAGGCCUUGAGAGUCAUUUGGAACCCAUCCUGCGCAGUCCCCCAGGCUGGGCCGCCGUGUGAGGGUCCUGCUGCAGCGUCCUGAAAAGAACGUGCGAGGCUCAGCCGCAGAUGCUGUUCCACGCGUUUGUUAAAACCGUGUCUUCCGGGAAACCGGACUUGUUUGUACUACUCUUUGUGCCAAGAACCAGUCCUCAGUUCCCAGUUACCGUUGGAGGUAACUUUUUAAAGUAGCAGAGGAAGGGGUGGAGCGUGUUCGCCGCCUUCUGAGCCCUGACAUCGCCAUCUGUUCUGACAGCCUCAUUGUACGGGAAUCCUCCGUGACUUGCUGUACCGCAGUCACCGCUGUGCUGCCAGAAGUUGUGUCCAUCCGUAGGCUAUUAAAGCGCUCUCCGCA
Molecule: messenger RNA, 5529 nt
Organism: Tupaia belangeri chinensis (Chinese tree shrew)
Lineage: Eukaryota; Metazoa; Chordata; Mammalia; Scandentia; Tupaiidae
Gene: LIMD1
Product: LIM domain containing 1
Exons: 8
Coding region: 98-2071 (657 amino acids)
Biological process (GO): response to hypoxia; regulation of DNA-templated transcription; cytoskeleton organization
Cellular component (GO): adherens junction; transcription regulator complex; nucleus
Molecular function (GO): transcription corepressor activity
Source: RefSeq, a predicted model, not a curated record